This is a messenger RNA of Corticium candelabrum, 976 nucleotides long. Its product is annotated as autophagy protein 5-like. The coding region runs from base 36 to 845 and encodes 269 amino acids. The record is from RefSeq and is a predicted model, not a curated record. Gene Ontology annotation, molecular function: Atg8-family ligase activity. Lineage: Eukaryota; Metazoa; Porifera; Homoscleromorpha; Homosclerophorida; Plakinidae. Gene Ontology annotation, biological process: nucleophagy; autophagosome assembly; cellular response to nitrogen starvation. Gene Ontology annotation, cellular component: cytoplasm; Atg12-Atg5-Atg16 complex; phagophore assembly site membrane. The transcript has 9 exons.
GACCCAUUAAUAUCAAUACGACAUCACACAUUGUCAUGGCUGAAGACACGGAGAUUCUCAGAGAAGUCUGGAAUGGCCGCAUUCCCGUUUGUUUCAAUUUGGCGUCGAACGAGGUGUCUACCGUCGAGCAACCCGAGCCUUACUUUGUAUUACUGCCUAGGAAUAGCUACCUACCGCUGGUAACGGAGAAAGUGAAAAGAAAUUUUCAGCGAGCUGUUACACCAGAGCGGGGAGACGAAAUGUGGUUUGACUGGGAUGGUCAACCACUGAAAUGGCACUUUCCAAUCGGCUUGUUGUUCGACUUAUACGGGAACCCGGAGAGUUUACCUUGGAACCUGACUGUACACUUCAAGCGCUUUCCCGAGGAGCAGAUUAUCCAUUGUCCUGGAGAAGAUGCUGUGGAAUCGUUUUUCAUGUCGUCACUCAAAGAGGCUGACUUCAUAAAGCAUCGUGGCAGUAUAAUGAACAACAUGCAGAAGAAAGAUCACCGACAGUUGUGGAAUGGGCUGAAAAACGAUCAGUUCGAUCUUUUCUGGGAAGUCAACAAGCGUCUUAUGGCUAGUGGCGAACCAUUUCGAAGUAUUCCAUACCGAAUUUAUCAGGGUGAUCAGCAAACAUACAUACAAGAGCCAAUCAAACCACAGUCAGACGAUGAUCAGUUGGUGAGUCUUGGUGAUUUGAUUAAGCAGCAUGUACCUCAUGCUGUUGCUCCAGGAUCAAAUGGAUCUGCUCACCAUGUCAUCGUUCACGGUGUUGAGCCCCCACUCGACACUCCACUGCAAUUUUUGAGCGAACACUUCAGUCAUCCAGACAACUUUCUUCAUAUAGCCAUUGUCACACGAUAGCCAUUGCAUAGCAAUAAUCUACUACAAGCUACAGUAUCUAACUGUCAUCAGUUUGUUGUAUUUGUAUGAUCGAGUGAGGGAUUGUCUCCUCUCUGUCACAAUUUUUAUCCAAUAGAGACCUUGUGCUACUA